This is a messenger RNA of Anguilla anguilla (European eel), 3190 nucleotides long. Its product is annotated as T-cell surface antigen CD2-like. The transcript has 6 exons. The coding region runs from base 1845 to 2708 and encodes 287 amino acids. The record is from RefSeq and is a predicted model, not a curated record. Lineage: Eukaryota; Metazoa; Chordata; Actinopteri; Anguilliformes; Anguillidae.
GGAUAAAAGCGUCUGCCAAAUGAAUGUAAUGUAAUGUAAUGGCUCUUCCAAGCCGUGCAGAGAACGAAAGCUUGUUUUAAGAUUACAUUACGUUUUAUCUGGAAGAUGAUUUCUACCAAAGCGGCAUACGGCAACUACGUACCAAAGUUCUUUGGGAUAAAAGAUAAUCAGUCAUCCAUGGCCAUGAUCAUUAAGCCUUGUUGACAAAGUAAGAAUUGGCAGCAAAGUCAGUAACGUUACGCCAACGUCAAAGAACAGAAGUGAGGCAUGGUUGCUAGAAAGUGAUAGAAGGAUGGAUGGAUGGAUGUUCCUCAGACAUGACGCAUGUGUGACUAAUGCCUUCCUCUUGCAUGACUGUACAGCUUAGCAGGAAGAGCCUGCAAUGUGUGGCAAUUGGCAGUCAACAGUUGCCAACUAUAGUGGGGCAAAGUGCUUCUCACUGAUCAUGGUUAGUGGCGAGAGAGAGAGAGAGAGAGAGAGAGAGAAGGCUGUGUUUUAUCAAAGUUUGUAAAAAUGCAGUAUAUAUAUUUUAGGGCCCAAAAUUAGUAUUAAGUACACCUGACAAUUGCACGAAAAGUAACUAAUUACUACAGCCACUAUACAAGUUUUAAUGUAGUUGAACUACCAGCAAAUUGCCGCAAAAUGUAAUUAAAAUACUAGUUCAACUGCAUGUAGUUAAACUACUCCCCAACACUGUCGGAUGGUCCUAGGGGAGGUGUCACGACAAAUUUGAUCCGGGCUUCAAAGAUGACGUAAUGACACUCUAAAGCAGCAGAUAUUAGGCCCUUUUGAUGUACUGUAGUUCUGUGACAGAGGCUUUUGCUUGUUGUGCACUGUUAUUUAAUGAAAGCCAACUUGUUGAGAAACACAUUAAUGCUCUCUAUUUCCAUGAUUUGAAUAAACCCUGAUUAUAUAACAUACUGCCACCCUAGAGUUUUUCAUCCUUGAUCCCGAAGACACGAGAAAGGAUGCUGUAUCCUUUCUCAGCCGCCAGGGGGCAUAAUGGACUGAAAAUAAAACAAGGCUGUCAAGUGUGGCUCUCAAACUCAGUCCUGGGGAUCACUGUAUGUCCACCAUACAGUUGUAAACGCAGUUGCAAUCCCAGAUUUUUCCUGUUAAUUUUUCUUAACUGGUGUUUUUAAUGUUUAGGGGGAUUAUUUGCCCUCUUAAGACACAUUGUGUCAGAAAUAGCCAUACACACGAUGAAGAAUAAACAUGUGAUGUUCACAUUGUUUAUUGUGCUCCCUUGCACACAGUUACAUAAUAAGCAUAGUAAAAAAUAAUCAAAUUAAAGACUGAGGUGAAUAAAUUGGCUCAUAAUUAGGUUGUUGCACAUACAGUUAAAGUUUUUUCAUCAUUUCUUCCUUAAACUUACGAACGCAAUGCAGAUUUAGCUCUAUUACAUUGUAUAGUUAUUUCUUACACAAUGUAGUUAAGAGGGAAAAUAAUCCCUCUAAACAUUAAAAACAUAAUUAAGAAAAAUUAACAUUUUGUUAAAAUUCUGCACAUUAUGCACAUGAAGCAUGUGAAAGGCAUUUUUUUGAUAGUGCUUUUGAUGUUUAUAGGCACAUACACUGAGUCAGUGAUCGAAGAGCUAACAUUAGCAGUGCAGCUUCAAUGGUGAUUUUUAGAACAUGGCGAGGUGUGUAGCCAUGUAGCAAAUAGAAACAAAGAAGCAGAACUCGGAACGGAAGCAUUGAGCCUGAGGGUGUUCUGAGUGUUUUGUGAUGUCAUAGAACAACGCCCGUCUUUGUUCUCUCACGGUCACCAGCUCUGUUGCUCUGUUGCUUCUUCUGCAGUCCUGAGGACCUGGGUUCUUCCGUCCGGUCCUGAGUCUUCGGAGCAUGGCUGCGUGGGCCCAGAUUCGGCUCGCGAUUCUCCUGCUGUCCGGUCUCCAUCACCUUGGACGACCCUGCGAGGAGCCGUUUGUGGAGCGUGUGGUCGUCGGCAGAACCGGGCAAGAGUCGGUUUCGCUGCCCUUGCAGGUUAAGAAUUCUUCCGAGAUGUCCACGGUGCUCUGGGCGCGGGGGAGCAGCGUGGUGGCGAGGGUGAGGCACGGCGACGUGGCGGCGGUCUCCGGCGACAGGACCAGCGUCUCCGUCAACGGGACGCUGCGGCUGCACGACGUUCGGAAGAGCGACGGCGGAGCCUACAAAGUGGAGGGGCACGACGGCUCGGGGAGCUGCGCCUUCAGAGAGCACGUCUGGCUGGAGGUGCGAGACCCCGUCUCUCGCCCCGCCGUGUCCGUGGUCUCCUGCGAGUGCGGGCGAGCGAGCCUCAGGUGUGAGGUGGAGAGGGGGGACAACGUGUCCUUCCGGUGGGCUGUCCCGGGGGGGUCCGCGAACGCCAGUCUCGGGGCGGGCGCCCUGCUCUCCGUGGAGGUCGGCGACCGGCGGGAGCUGGUCUGCGUGGCCAGCAACGGGGUCAGCGCGGAGACCAGCGACCCCCUCACACCCGACUGUCCCGAUGCCGUAACACCAUAUCGGGUGUCUGAAACAGAGGCAACUGAAGGUUACAAAAAUUAUGCAAGACUUAAAUUAUGCAUCGAGUUAUUUCUCGGUGCCUGUGGAGUUCUUCUUGCCAUCCUGUUUGCCAUCUUGUGCAUCGCCAGCAGGGACAGGGAAGGACCCAACACAGAGCGUGGCCCAUCUCCGGAGGAAACUGGCGUGGUUUAUUCUCAGGUCCGCAUUACGAACAGAGACAAAUAAGGUACCCCUGGAGAAGGAUGUGGUUCAGCCUAAAAUCUGUCCACAAUAAUCAUGCUCUCCACUUUCCAUUAGGAUUUGAACUCAUUCAAGCCCCGUUCUGCAUUGUGCUUUACUUCCAUUUUUUAUCCAGUUAUUAACAUCACUUGUUUGUCAGACAUGUGGAAAUUUACAAAAAUGUGCCUUUAUUGCAUCCACUUCUCAAAGUCAAGGUCAAAGUACAUUGUGGGUAGUCUGAAGAUGUCAAGGAUACUUACUACGUUUACAGUGAAUGGACUUCCAUAGGAUUGUGCAAGUCUUUUUUUUUUUUACUAGACUACUGUACCUGAUCAGUGCUAGAAUGUGUUAAUCCAGUGCCUUGGGAGUUUCAUGAAUAUUUUAUCAACUUGACAUGUAGCAGAAAGUCUGGAUUCACUCAACAAUUGUUCACAACCUUGACUUAUAAAUAAAUGUAUGUAAAUAAAAUAGGUUUUUUACAGUGUAAA